GUCCCCUUUAGCCGUUCGUUCAGUGUAUUACAUAGCCUCCUGGAAUUGAAGGAUGAAAGAGGGAAGGAGCUAAUCCCGAUUGUCAAACGAGACUUGGCUAGCGUGCCACGCUCUCUUCGUAUGUAUGAACAGUGUAGUAGUGUUUGUAGUGUUUUCGUGGUUCGGCGUUGUUGGACGCUCAAGUGCGGUCGAAGUACGAGAAAAGGAAUCUGGCGCGAAACGAUCGAGUCAGUGUCCAAGAAUCACCUCCAAAGAGAAAAGAGCCAUUUCCAAGAUUGAGUGCCAUAAGUCCAUCCACAAGAGAGUAGUUCAUCGAGAAGAGAGCUUACACCCCAUCAACAUGUUUCCAACCGCCAGUUUGAUAUUGAUCCUGACCUUGGUCCAUCUCCUGGACGCCGCCACACCUGGAGCAGAGUUCUCGUAUUCCGGAGAAAAUGGUCCGGACCAUUGGCCGGGAGUGUGCAAUAGUGGCCAGUAUCAGUCGCCGAUUGAUAUCCCAAAACACGGCCAUGAGAAGGCUCACAUGGAGCCGUUCGUCUUUGAGAAUUAUGACUACACUGCCAAGGGAGUGCGGCUGGAGAAUAAACCCAACACGGUCAAGCUCGAGUUCCUCGCCAACGAGCACGAAGUGGAGUCCACGGGUCAGGUCCACGAUCUGGACCAUUCCAUGCAUGUUUCCCAAGGCGGAUUGGACCACAAGUUCCAAUUGGCCCAGAUCCAUUUCCAUUGGGGAAACACUGACAACGAGGGAUCUGAACAUUUGUUAAAUCAGGUAGCCUAUCCCAUGGAAAUGCACGUGGUUCAUUUCAAUACCAAGUACGGUGGUCAUCUUUUGGACGCUUUGGCCGAGGGUCGAGGAGCCAAUGACACAUUGGCAGUCCUGGGUUUCUUCUUCAAGUUGACCAACAAAGACAACGAGAAGUUGAAACCAAUCGUUGAUGGUUUGCAAUUCAUCCACGAGUUCUCAAGUGAGACUGAACUGAAAGUGUUCCCGGUGAGUGACAUCCUGAGCGAGGAUCUGAGCCGCUUUUAUCGCUACACCGGAUCUCUCACCACUCCCGGUUGCAAUGAGGUGGUCAUUUGGACCAUCUUUGAGGAGCCGAUUGAGAUCUCUGAGCGUCAGUUGCGACAGUUCCGAGAUGUUUCCCAAUUGCACCAGAGGAUGCAGAAUAAUUUCAGACCUGUGCGACCGCUUCACAAGCGAACAGUCUUAUAUGUGGAUACCUCGGCCUCAUCUAUGGCGUCGAUGUCCUUUCCUUUGACUUUGAUCUCGGUUGCUUUGGCUUUAUUGAUUGCAAAGAAGUAGGAAACAAAUUGGGUAAUGUCUGCAAUGAAGAAUGCUAUAGAUAUAUCCUCCCUUUUUGUGUUCGUUGUCAGAGAUACUGUGAGAAUGUGUACCAUGUUUAGCUACUAAGCUCCUAGGAAGAAAAUAUAGACCUAAAUGUUUUGCAA
Messenger RNA from Tigriopus californicus, 1452 nucleotides. Its product is annotated as putative carbonic anhydrase 5. The transcript is spliced from 7 exons. The record is from RefSeq and is a predicted model, not a curated record. The coding region runs from base 125 to 1306 and encodes 393 amino acids. Lineage: Eukaryota; Metazoa; Arthropoda; Copepoda; Harpacticoida; Harpacticidae. Gene Ontology annotation, molecular function: zinc ion binding; carbonate dehydratase activity.